GCAGAUUUGAGUGUUUGUAAUAGUUAGCUAUACACAUUAGGGCAUAAAUUUGAGGAAAAUCAAUGCAUACAGUCCAUCAGUGCUCUUGGAAUUGACACGAGAGUCACAUUUGUAGCUAAAUUGCAAGCAUCGACUUUUUGUCAACAUAAUUUGAUUUUCACAUGCUAAGUGCAGAAGGUAAAAAAGUGAGAUGAGGAUGAAGUUAGAUUGUUCUGCGGGUUUCCUGCUGUUCUGGUGGUUUACAUCAGCAGUGGGAGGAACCAGAGAUGAUAGGAAGAACAUAGUCUUUGUUAUCUGUGACUCCAUGGAUGGCAGGUUGAUAGGACGUGGUCAGGACAGUGUAGUGGACUUACCUAACCUGAACUACAUGGUUCAGAAUGGUGUCAACUUCAGGAGUACCUACACUAACUCACCUAUAUGCUGUCCCUCCAGAUCUGCAUUGUGGAGUGGUCUUCAUACCCACGUGACGCAGUCAUGGAACAACUACAAGGGGCUACCCAAAAACUACCCCACCUGGCAGGUUAGACUGGAACAGCAGGGAUACCACACUCAGGUAUAUGGCAAGACUGACUAUGUAUCAGGAGACCAUUCAGAAAGCAAUCGAGUUGAAGCGUGGACAAGAAAUGUGAACUUUACCCUAGCACAAGAGGGCAGGCCUACACCUGUGCUUGUUGGAAGUUCAUCAACAGAUAGAAUCCAGCUAAAGGAUUGGGCUAGCACAGACUUGGCAUCUCACUGGCUCCUCCAUGAAGCUCCCAAACAGCAGAAACCCUGGCUGUUGUACCUGGGUCUCAACCUCCCCCACCCUUACCCAACCCCUUCCAUGGGAAAAAACUUUGGCGGCUCAACCUUCAUGACUUCGCCUUAUUGGCUAAAGAAGGUCAACAGUUCAAAGGUCACCAUUCCGAAAUGGCUGCCAUUUUCACGGAUGCACCCGGUGGACUACUAUUCCUCAGCAACAAAGAACUGCACCAGUGAUUUCACAAGGGAUGAAAUUAUGAAGAUCCGGGAGUACUAUUAUGGGAUGUGUGCUGAAACUGAUGCAAUGCUUGGGCAAGUCCUGGAUGCACUGAAAGCAUCCGGCCAGGCCGACUCUACCUAUGUGUUCUUCACGUCCGACCACGGGGAACUUGCCAUGGAGCAUCGCCAGUUCUAUAAGAUGUCCAUGUACGAGGCCAGCGCUCACAUCCCCAUGGUCCUCACCGGUCCAGAGGUGCCUGCUGGGAAGGCUGUGGAUGACCUGACAUCUCUUGUUGAUGUGUUUCCAACAUUCAUGGAUAUAGCCAAUGCCUCACAGCCUCCUGGACUGAACGGUACAAGUCUGUUGCCCCUCCUGAGGAACAGCUCUGACAGAGUGGACCGACCUGACUGGGUACUGAGCCAGUAUCAUGGCUGUAAUGUUAACAUGUCCACGUACAUGCUCAGGACAGGCAGUCUGAAGUACGUAGCAUUUGGUGAUGGACCAAAUCAAGUGUCUUCACAGUUAUUUGAUUUGGACAAGGAUCCAGAUGAGCUCCAUAAUCUUGCUGAAGAGAGACAAGAUCUUGCAUCACAACUGGAUGACAAGUUACGAAAGCUGGUAGACUAUCCGACUGUCACAAGGGAAGUGCAGAAGUACAACAGGGACUCCUUCAUGGCAUGGAAGGCGAAGCUUGGUUCACGGUACAAAGAUGAGAUAGCAAACUUGAGGUGGUGGAAGGACUGGCAAAAAGACCCACAGGGAAAUCAAGAAAAAGUUGAAGAGUGGUUGAACAAUGUAGUUAGCUAGGAAGCUGUAACAUUUGCCAUAGCUUAGAGCCAUACCAAGGACUUAGAAAAUAGCAUACAUACUGUUUUUUUGAAGCAUUUAAGGAUGAGAACCCUAUGGUGUGGGAAUGGCUUCACAUUUUUGGACUUAAAGAAUGAUAUUUGCAAGGAAAUGGUGAAUAUUUUCCUCAUAUUCAUCCAAAGUACAAUUUUUCAAGAACAUGUCAUUGACAUCAUUCAAAACGUGUAAGAAAGAACUACAUGUAUGUGGGAAAGGUGUAUCUGCAGUGCCUACAAGACUGUAACUGCAGUCUUAACAAGCUGUACAUGUAUACCCAAAAGUCUUAUAUGUGAUUUAUUUCACAUUUAAUAUAUAGCACCGAGGCAAUGGACUGGACAAAGUCUUCUAUGCAGUAGUAUUUUUAAGUCCAUUUACAUAUUUUGAAUGUAAAUAUUCUGAAAAUGACAAUGGUUACAGUGCAAUAUAAUAAACUGAUCAAUAUUCAG
This is a messenger RNA of Branchiostoma floridae (Florida lancelet), 2253 nucleotides long. RefSeq names its product arylsulfatase K-like. The record is from RefSeq and is a predicted model, not a curated record. The transcript is spliced from 8 exons. The coding region runs from base 191 to 1768 and encodes 525 amino acids. Lineage: Eukaryota; Metazoa; Chordata; Leptocardii; Amphioxiformes; Branchiostomatidae.